Molecule: messenger RNA, 737 nt
Organism: Xyrauchen texanus (razorback sucker)
Lineage: Eukaryota; Metazoa; Chordata; Actinopteri; Cypriniformes; Catostomidae
Product: B-cell CLL/lymphoma 7 protein family member A
Exons: 6
Coding region: 75-665 (196 amino acids)
Source: RefSeq, a predicted model, not a curated record
CGCUCCUGUGCUGUGUGCAUUCGCAUUGUGUCUAAACAGCCAGCGAGCAAAAAUAUAUUUUACCAACAGCAGUAAUGUCGGGCAGGUCGGUUCGCGCCGAGACGCGGAGCAGGGCGAAAGAUGACAUCAAGCGGGUUAUGGCUGCAAUUGAAAAAGUGCGGAAAUGGGAAAAGAAAUGGGUGACUGUUGGUGAUACGUCACUGCGAAUAUACAAGUGGGUACCAGUGACAGAACCCAAGUCAGAUGAUAAGAAUAAAAACAAGAAGAAGGGCAAAGAUGACAAGUAUGGUUCUGAGGUCACAACCCCUGAGAACAGCUCCUCUCCAGGAAUGAUAGAUAUGCAUGAUGAUAACAGUAACCAGAGCUCCAUUGCAGACUCAUCCCCACUGAAGCAGGAGAUCAGCAAUAACACAAGUCCUGUGCCUGAAACCAUGGCAGCUUCACAGAGUGAUAGCAAUCAAUUGAAAUGUGACAAAUAUCCUUCCAAACAGCCUUCCUCUGAACAAAAUCACUACUCAUCAGAGUUUACAAUAGCCAAAAGGGACAGCAAGUCACAGGGGGAUUCAGAACACUUUUUAGACUCCUCCAGGUCAGACCAGGAAUUGGACGACGGUGCUCCCCCAAGCAAAAAAGGGAAAAUCGAUUCUUCCUCUGAGGAAAGCUAACUGUCUUUUGCCAGCUGUCAAGGAUUUGCAGUCCCAUUUCUUUUCUUGUUACAAAUCACAAUGGAAAAGAGC